This is a messenger RNA of Cyprinodon variegatus (sheepshead minnow), 2110 nucleotides long. RefSeq names its product dolichol kinase (gene dolk). Gene Ontology annotation, molecular function: dolichol kinase activity. The record is from RefSeq and is a predicted model, not a curated record. The transcript is spliced from 3 exons. Gene Ontology annotation, cellular component: endoplasmic reticulum membrane. The coding region runs from base 371 to 1942 and encodes 523 amino acids. Gene Ontology annotation, biological process: dolichyl monophosphate biosynthetic process. Lineage: Eukaryota; Metazoa; Chordata; Actinopteri; Cyprinodontiformes; Cyprinodontidae.
GAGGUUUCUGAUUGUACCACGUGAUAUGGCUGUCAAACAUGGCUCCCUCCUGCAAGCUGUGAGAGAAGCGACAGCUGACAAAGCGAACAGAUCUACAUAGAAACGACGGAACUUCUUUCUGUCACCUCGCAUGCUGGUCUAGAUAUAGCUCUACUUGUGAGGAACAAAGGUUGCAGCUGGUGUAAAAAGAUCACCCACGUCUCCUGGGCUUCCCACCCACGUGCUCGAUGUCAGUCGUAUGUGAGACACACCUGCCAAGUGAUGAAGACUGAUAUAAAAAGGAAGUGACGAGAUAUCCUGAACUGCUUCGGAUCACCUGUUCGGCUCACCUCCCCCCAUAUCUCCAUACAGGCUCCUUCUCACUGAAACCAUGCAAGUAAACCCAGUCCUUAUGGAGUCCGUAGUCAUCCUGGCUGUGGUUCUUUGCGUCCAUUUGGCGGUUUGGAACCAGCACUCCUGGUGCAGCGUAGCCCUUGUCAUUCAGGCAUUCUACGUCCAGUAUAAAUGGGAUCGCUUGUUAAAGUCCGGUGCUGCGGUGUUCCAGUUCCGUCCAUCUGCUAACAGUGGUAUCGUUCCAGCUUCCAUGGUUAUGCCACUGCUGGGCCUGGUUCUGAGAGAAAAGUGCUCUGCCUCAGGGAAUGUCUACUUUGAGCGCUUCUCCAUGGUGAUUACCAUCACAGGAAUGAUGCUGGCUCUGUUUCUCUCGCUGAUCGCUCUGGGUAUUACAAGACCCGUCCCCACCAACACAUGCAUAAUUGCAGGAUUGUCCGGGAGCGCGAUCCUCUACACGACGAAGCAGACCCUAACAGUGUCCGAGGUCAUCGAGGUCCUAGAGGUGUUGCUGAUCUUUGUUUAUCUCUGCCUGAUUGUUCUUUACUUGCUUCCACGGUGCUUCACACCAGGAGAGGCUCUCCUCAUUGUGGGUGGAAUAAGUUUCAUCGUGAACCAGCUCAUCAAGCGCUCGCUGAACCUGGCAGAGGUAAAGGGCGAUCCAGUGAACUACUUCCUGCCAGUGGUGGUGGUGGGUUCGCUGCUGUUGGGUGUUUUCUUCGCCUUGCUAUUCUGCUUCAUGGAGUCUGAGACUUGGGUGUCCUCCCUGUUCUUCCACAUGAUGACAGCGGUUCUGGUUCUGGGUAUCCUGAUGCCGUGGCUGUCGCUGUUCAUCGGCCGACACCCAAUCAUGUGGCUUUUGGACUUUCUCACCCUGAAUGACCGAAGACUCUGUUUGCUUGGAUAUUGGGUGUUUCUUGUGGUCGUAGCGACCUGUGUCGUUCUACAUCAGAACUAUAAACGCCAGUCGGGAUCCAAGAAGCACCAGGCCUCCACGGUCGUUAGGAAGUAUUUCCACCUGAUCGUUGUGGCGACCUAUGUUCCAGGACUGAUAUACGACAGACAGCUGCUCCACGUGGCGUCUGUGGGAUGUUUGGCAGUUUUCUUGUUGUUGGAGUAUGUACGGUACUUUCGAAUUCUUCCUUUUGGUCAGCUGCUCAGGCAGCUCCUCACCUUGUUCCUGGACGAACGGGACUCUGGCCCUCUCAUUCUGACCCACAUUUACCUGCUGCUUGGCAUGUCUUUGCCCAUUUGGCUGUUUCCUGGACCUUGUGCUCCCAAGGGGAUCCUCACCGGGGCAGGGGGCCUGGUACCUUAUGCAGGCGUGCUGGCAGUGGGAGUUGGAGACACCGUGGCGUCUGUUUUUGGCAGCACCAUGGGGGAGAUCCGUUGGCCGGGGACCAAGAAAACCUUAGAGGGAACAGCAACGUCCGUGUUUGCCCAGAUCAUAGCCGUGGCGAUGUUCCUCAUCUUUGAUGCAAACAUCAAUCUGAACUCCACCUACUCAUGGAUUGUUGGCUCUAUCACCCUGGUGGCAUUGCUGGAGGCCUACACCUCCCAGAUAGACAAUCUGCUGCUCCCGCUCUACCUCUUCAUCCUGCUGUUGCUUUAAAUGAACAAAUAAAAGAAACGAUGGAUGUGUUCAGAUGUUUAUUGUGAGGAAGCCAAUUUAUGAAGAAAAUGUCUUAAAGGAAAGUCAAUAGCAGAAGCCCUUUAGGAUUCAUCUGAGAGAACGAAGAGAUAAAACCAAUCGACACAGAAAAUCUGCUGAAAAUGUCGC